UUUACUUUUACAGCAACCCCGGAGGUAGCAGCAAUGUCUGACAAUUCACCACCUGAAGUCUCCAAAUCCUGGACCGAAGAAGAAGAAGCAAUUUUGUGGGACUCUCUUCCUCCUGAAAUCCUAACCCACAUUUUGGUCCGCUUACCCAUAAAAUCUAUCAUCACUUGCACCUGUGUCUCCAAAACAUGGAAAUCCCUCAUCCUAAACCCCACCUUUAUUUCCACCCAUCUUCACCACUCCUCCAGCAACAACAACAACCUCCUCCUCUUCAGACUCUGCCCUAAGCCUCUCGUCGAAGCUUUCGAUGACAUGGACCCAAUCGGAGACGAAAAAGAAGUGUAUGCUUUACAUCGGGACGACAUGAUCACCAAUUUCGAUCAAUACACCAGGUUUGACGACUUCCCUUUCCAUCGCAAAAGCUGCUCUGGAAUAUUCCGUGUGGUUGGUACUUGUAAUGGCUUGAUUUGCCUCGCCGAUGAUUUAAACGAUCACUGUCCCAAUUUUUAUCUCUGGAACCCUUGCGUUAAAAAAUACGUGAGACUUCCUUUCCCCUAUUUAUUGACUGCCGGUUUCUACACCGUGGCUGUUGGGUUUGGAUUUGAUUCCAAAACCAAUGACUAUAAGGUGGUGAUGUUUGUCACUCGUGGCUAUAGUCAUGACCACGAAGUUGAAGUUGAAGUUGAAGUUGGGGUUUACUCACUUGCCACUGGAAAAUGGAGAGAGGCUACGGCUGAACGUCCCAAAUGUGCUGUUCGCAAUACCGUCAUUGUCGACCUACGCCUACAGGCUUUUGUCAAUGGGGCUUUGCAUUUGGUUUGUCACAAGACUACUCCAGAAAUCAGAUUUCUCUACUUUGUUUUGGUGUUUGAUUUGGAGGAUGAGGUCUUCCGCGAGAUACCACUGCCUAAGCAUUCAGAUAUGUUCUUUUGGAAGUGGGUAUCUAUUAUGGCAUUUGGGAAUUCCAUUGCUGUGUUCAAACCGGGGUAUUCUGUUAACACUCCCGAUAUAUGGGUGUUGAAAAACUAUUCAGAUGCAUCAUCAUGGACCAAAAUUAUAAGUUUAGAUGCUCAAGCGCCCCCACAGAGGCCACCUUCACGUUUUUACAGAGUUAAAACGCCUAGCCUAAAAGCUUUUAGGAAGAGUGGUGAGGCUAUAUUGCAAACACAUAAAAAACGGCUCAUCUCGAAAGACCUUGAGACCAAAGAGGUUAAAGACCUUGGGAUUACUGGAUCUAAGUAUAGUUUUGUUGAUUCUUAUGUUCAGAGUCUGGUUUUGCUAGACAAACCUGACCUGGCAAAUCCUUAUCCUUACUAAGGGAAAGAAAGAGGAACAACAACAGACAAGGACUUUGUGCAAUCAUGGAUGCUGAUGAGCUGUACAUAAGUAACAAACUUUAACUCAUUGAAAGAAAAGAGCCAACAAAAAGUUUCUUGGUGAUUUGUAGUUUCUUAGUAUUGACAUUAGUUUAUUAUGUCAAAUUGGAUUGUAGUUAUACAUUAAAGGGGUUUAUUUUGUUAAACUAAUUUGGGCUACACCAUUCAAUGUGUUUUCAAAAAUGAUUAAGAGCCGUAUUGUCUGCCAUGCUUG
Quercus lobata is the source of this 1587-nucleotide messenger RNA. Its product is annotated as F-box/kelch-repeat protein At3g23880-like. Lineage: Eukaryota; Viridiplantae; Streptophyta; Magnoliopsida; Fagales; Fagaceae. Bases 34 to 1314 code for a protein of 426 amino acids. Gene Ontology annotation, molecular function: protein binding. The record is from RefSeq and is a predicted model, not a curated record. The transcript is spliced from 2 exons.